Molecule: messenger RNA, 1152 nt
Organism: Lactuca sativa (garden lettuce)
Lineage: Eukaryota; Viridiplantae; Streptophyta; Magnoliopsida; Asterales; Asteraceae
Source: RefSeq, a predicted model, not a curated record
AUGACGCAACAGAUGACUCAGAAACAAGAUGACAAUAGAACACUACUUAGAGAAGUGGAGAGGAUGAAGGUGGAAUUUCAGAGAUCCCAGGAAACAAUGCCCACAGUUGUACAACCAAGGAUCCUGAACUUCGAUAAUCCAGGAUCCUCAGGAAAUCAACAGUGGAAUGCAGCUCCUGCUAUUGCUGCAUCACCCUGGGGGACGACUAUGAACAAUCGAGCAUCUAUGAUCAAUGAUCUCGAUGAGACUUUCAAUACUCUUACAAACCUUGAUUCUUAUAAAUUCUUAAACAACAAUACUAUAAAUACUAACUCUAUGAAUGUUAAUGCAGGAAUAAGUCCACACGUGGCUAAGGAACUUCAGCAGUUGAGACAGAUGAUCUUAAGCAUACCCGGGGUAGUUCAACCCAUACCAGAAGCAUCUCCAACAGGUCAUAGGAUCUCAAGAUUUGCUUCUGUGAUAGCCGAUACUGAAUUUCCUAAGCGCUUCCAGACUCCUAGUAUUAAGCCUUACAAUGGAACUACGGAUCCUGAAAAGCACGUAGCACAAUACCGAAAAAGGAUGGAGAUCAUUCCCAUCCCAGUGCACUCGAAGGAAGCUUGCCUAUGCAAAGGCUUUGGUUCAACCCCCAUGGGAUUAGCUCUUAAAUGGCGGCUAAACAUUCAUCCCUAUUCUAUUACUUCAUUUUCACAUUUAAUCAAUAUUUUCAAUAACCAGUUUUCUUGUAGCAGAACCUUCGAGAAGAUCACUAGUGAUCUCUAUCGGGUGGUUCACAAUCCUAAGGAACGGCUUAGGGAUUUUGUUACCAGGUUUGGCACGGAAGCUCUAAGCAUCCCCAACAUUGACAUGGAAACUGUUGUGGAGGCCUUCAAGAUGGGUCUAAGGAAGGAUUCAGCCUUCUAUGAAGAUCUCGUGAUGACUCCAUGCAAGAGAUUAGACGAAGAUCUCGGAGACAAAGAAAGAUGGCUAAAGAAGGAUAACAAGCCCACUAGUUGGAAAGACAAGUCCAAAUGGUGUGCUUACUACAAAGAUUUCGGUCACAUGACGGAGGAUUGCAUAGCCCUAAGAAAGGAGAUCAACUACCUCCUUAGCAAAGGGCAUCUUAAAGAGAUCCUUGAAAGAAAGAAAGAAAAGUCCAAGGAGAGUAACUAG